AUGGACGAAGGCGGAGGCACCUCACUUCUUCAAAGAAUCACAACGACAGCUUCUGAAAUCCUAAUAAGAAAUUCGAAUGAAUUCGAAAAUUCGAUAAAGACGACAACAACAAAUCCGGCGAUUGAGGAAGUGUAUCAUAUACACUAUUUGACACCAACUAUGAAGAUGCUGUGUAUCUUGUUCUACAGUAUCCUUUGCGUCUUAUGUGUCUAUGGAAAUGUGUUGGUGAUUCUCGUUAUUGUCUACUUCAAACGAUUACGAACCGCGACGAAUAUUUUGAUUUUGAAUUUGGCAGUUGCUGACCUCCUAAUCUCGGUAUUCUGCAUUCCAUUCAGCUACUGGCAAGUGCUAAUCUUUGAUGAUCAACGAUGGCUCUUCGGCUCCAUGAUGUGCUCUCUCCUAGCAUUUCUUCAAGCAAUGGCUGUAUUUUUAUCAGCCUGGACUCUUGUAGUAAUCAGUUUUGAUCGUUGGAUGGCAAUUAUGUUCGUCUUAACCCCAUCAAUCCGAAUAACCAAUCGACGAGCCUUGUACCUGGUAGCCGCCACGUGGAUUUUCAGUAUUCUUAUGGCUCUACCCCUUCUGUUUACCACUCGAUCCUUCGAAAUAACCGAAGGAAUUGAGAAUUGUGGUGAGAAUUGGACAUAUUUCGGAGAUGCUGGAGAACAAGUCCGGAAGGUGUAUUCGACGAUGGUGGUCAUUCUACAGUACAUUGUACCACAGGCGGUUCUUAUCAUCACUUAUACCCAUAUUGGCAUCAAAAUGUGGAAUAGUCGAGUGCCGGGAAUGCAGAAUGGGGCGACGAAGAAGAUGAUUGUGGAUCGGCAUGAGAGUGUGAAGAAGCUGGUCCCAAUGGUAAUUCUCAUCUCAGCCCUCUUUGCUCUCUGCUGGCUUCCAUUGCUCAUCCUGAUCAAUGUGAUUCCAGAAUUCUAUCCAAAUAUCAACAGUUGGGAAUAUAUUCUCUAUUUGUGGUGGUUUGCCCAUGGGCUCGCCAUGCUUCACUCCAUCGUCAAUCCAGUGAUUUAUUUCAUUCGAAACGCCCGUUUCCGAGAGGGAUUCUGUUAUUUCUCAUCAAAAUUAUUGCCAUGUGUCGUUUUCAAAGAAUUCCGACUUUUAACGGAUAAUAGCAAGAGUUUCCGAAAUCGUUCUCGUUUCUCUGGCGUCAUAAACCCGGCGUCGUGUGAUGAAAAAUCUGCUACACCGUCUUCGCGACAUUCACGAGGUGGAGGCCUUGACCGGCAAACAUUCCGUUCGGCUCGUUUCUUCGAAGCACGACCGCUUGUCGUCGUCCGAAAUCACUCUGCCAAUUCUCUCGCGUAG
Molecule: messenger RNA, 1317 nt
Organism: Caenorhabditis briggsae
Lineage: Eukaryota; Metazoa; Nematoda; Chromadorea; Rhabditida; Rhabditidae
Exons: 7
Coding region: 1-1317 (438 amino acids)
Biological process (GO): neuropeptide signaling pathway
Cellular component (GO): membrane
Molecular function (GO): neuropeptide receptor activity
Source: RefSeq, a predicted model, not a curated record